AUGUUCGGCUCCACCAACCCAUUCGGGCAGUCGUCCACCAGCCCAUUUGGCCAGACCUCAUUUGGAACUCCGCAGGGAUUCGGCCAGUCUUCCACUGCUGCCAACAAUCCCUUUGCCCCAAAACCGUUUGGCAGCCCGAUCACAACUUUUGGGGCACACACUGGAAGCUCGCUCUUUGCAACUACUUCUACUGGUGCCUUUGGCCAGCAGCAAUCCACUCCCGCAUUUGGCACAACAUCCACUGGUGCCUUUGGCCAGCAGCAAUCCACUCCCACAUUUGGCACUCCAUCCUCCUCUCCGUUCGGGAGCUCUACGCCAGCCUUCGGUGCAACCCCCACUCCUGCCUUUGGUGCCACAUCCUCUGGUUCUUUGUUUGGACAUAAGCCAAGUUUUGGGGGGUUUGGAUCAUCUCCUAGCCAGUCAAGUCCUUUUGGUAGCAUGUUCCAGCAAACACAACCAACAUUUGGCAUCAGCACUUUUGGUGCAUCAACUACGCUGGCAUUUGGUACAACUACACCAGCCUUUGGCACCACAACUACACCGGCCUUCAGUGCCACGAUUACCCCAGCAUUUGGUUCAACAUCAACAUCUUUAUUCGGUGCUUCUAGCACCCCAGCGUUUGGUUCUACAGCCUUUGGUACAUCUGCUACUGGUUUUGGAACUUCAGGGACCACAACAUUUGGUGUGAGUAGUACUACUCCAGGUUUUGGAUCUUCAAGCACACCUUCAUUUGGCACAUCAGCUAGCGCCUUCAGUUUUGGCUCUUCACCAUCUUUUGGACAAACAACACUUUCCUCUGGUAGCACUCCCUUUGGAGCAACUCCGUCACCUUUUGGUGCAGCAGCUCCUGCAUUUGGCUCACAGACAGCAGUGCCAGCUUUUGGGCAACCACAAUUUGCUAAUCAAGCUGGAGGAACCAGAAUAAAACCUUAUGCUCAAACACCAGAUGUUGACAGUGCUACUAGUGGUACUCAGCCUGCUGCAAAACUUGAUUCCAUAUCAGCGAUGCCUGAAUACAAAGACAAGAGUCAUGACGAAUUGAGGUGGGAAGACUAUCAGCGUGAUCAAGCUGGAGGAACCAGAAUAAAACCUUAUGCUCAAACACCAGAUGUUGACAGUGCUACUAGUGGUACUCAGCCUGCUGCAAAACUUGAUUCCAUAUCAGUGAUGCCUGAAUACAAAUACAAAGACAAGAGUCAUGAAGAAUUGAGGUGGGAAGACUAUCAGCAUGGAGACAAAGGUGGACCAAACCCUUCUGGAACUCCAGCAGGGGCACCUAGCUUUCCAUCAUCACAACAGAAUGCUUUUGCUCCGACAAGCAAUCCAUUUAACCUGCCUGCCACAAACUCAUUUUCAACAAUCAAUCCAUUUGUUCCUAAGCCUGCUCCAACUAUUUCUUCACCAUUCACCUCAUUUAGCAAUGCAUCAGUUGCAAGUUCGAGCCCAUUCACAUCAUCCACUAGUACCACAAUGUUUGGGCAAACAGGUGUUUCUACAUUUCCAGCAAGUACUUCGCCAUCAGUAUUUGUAAAUACAAAUCCUGCUUCUGGUACAUCAUCGUUAUUUGGCACAUCAAUGAUGAAUAAUCCAAGUCCAUUUGGCACCGGCUUUGUUGUUGUUGUUGUUGUUGUAUUUGCUCAACCGAUAUCAAAUACACCAGCUUUCUCCUCUGGGAACCUAUUCGGUUCAACUAAUCCUGGCAGUCUGUUUGGAAGCAGCGGGCCUUCACUUUUUUCAACACCAUCUGCUGCUGCUCAAACUUCAAACAUGUUCUCCAUCCAACCUCCUCCGAUUCAACCAGCAGCUUCUACAGGUGGAUUCCCUGGUUUUUCCAACACUACGAAUCAGGCCUUGAUUGGACAGCCAACUCCUAGCCAGUCCAGUAUGGUCAUGCAGCCUGCUCCUGUUUCAAAUCCAUUUGGGACGCUUCCAGCAAUGCCUCAGAUGUCUAUUGGGAAUGGUGGAUCUUCACCAUCUGUUCAAUAUGGGAUUUCAAGUUUGCUGGUUGGUGAGAAGCCUCUUCAAAAUAGAGCAUUGUGCAUGGUGGUUCCUAGGCAUUUGUCACAGAGAAGGAUAAAACUGCUGCAGAGAAAAUAUAAUCCAAUAUCUGAUGGCAAGGUUCCAUUCUUUGCUGAUGAUGAAGAAUCUCCAGCAACGCUGAAGGCGGAUGCUUUUUUCAUCCCUAGAGAGAACACAAGGAAUCUGGUAAUUCGUCCAAUUGAGCAGUGGCCUUUGCAGAGAGAAACUGACCGGCAAUUGACUUCGAAGAAUGCUACUGAUUUGAACAAAUAUGAAGACGCUUCCACUGAAAGUGAGCGUGGUAAGUCUGCCAUGUCACCAAGCAGCAGGCCUCCUGCAGUGGAAAAUGACAAUCAGCAUGUGGCCAGGGCCAUGGCUCAGCAUGAGAAUGGGAAUGUUACUUCAGUCGAGAGGCUAUUGCCUACGCUUCCACAUGCAGAUUACUUCACAGAGCCUAGUAUAGAGGAGAUUGCGGCCAAAGAACGUGCGCAGGCAGGCUACUGUGGUCAGGUGAGGGACUUUGUUGUGGGGCGACAUGGCUAUGGCAGCAUCAAGUUUUUGGGGGAGACCGACGUGAGAUGUCUAGAUCUGGAGUCAAUCGUGGAGUUCAACAACUGGGAGGUGAUUGUGUACAAGGACGACAGCAAGAAGCCCCCAGUGGGUGAGGGGCUGAACAAAGCUGCAGAGGUGACUCUUCUGAACAUCAAGUGCGUGAACAAGAAGACCGGGGAGCAGUACCACGAGGGAGCAAGGGUGGAGAGGUACAGGGAGAUGCUGGUGAAGAAGGCGGAGGAGCAGGGUGCAGAGUUUGUGUCCUUCGACGUUGCCAAGGGAGAGUGGAAGCUCAGGGUGAAGCACUUCAGCGCCUAUGGGCUUGGGUGA
This is a messenger RNA of Miscanthus lutarioriparius, 2901 nucleotides long. Lineage: Eukaryota; Viridiplantae; Streptophyta; Magnoliopsida; Poales; Poaceae. The record is from the annotation of a GenBank genome assembly.